Messenger RNA from Anopheles cruzii, 712 nucleotides. It is a transcript of the gene EMC8-9, whose product is annotated as ER membrane protein complex subunit 8/9 homolog. The record is from RefSeq and is a predicted model, not a curated record. The coding region runs from base 41 to 634 and encodes 197 amino acids. Lineage: Eukaryota; Metazoa; Arthropoda; Insecta; Diptera; Culicidae. Gene Ontology annotation, cellular component: EMC complex. The transcript is spliced from 2 exons.
UUAGGGGAGUUUGCCUUUUUUCGCACGGAUCGUUUUAACAAUGUCGGAAAUAGUGUUCGAUCCGCGUGCGUAUUGCAAAAUAAUGCUGCACGCCGCCAAGUACCCUUAUUUGGCCGUCAAUGGAUUGUUGGUGGCAGAAACCGGGAAACCUGGCACGAUAGUGGAUGCAGUGCCCCUGUUCCAUCAGUGCCUUCACGUGUCACCGAUGGCCGAAGUGGCCCUCGUUCAGGUAGAGGCAAAAGCCGCCAGAAGAGGUCGCCAGAUUGUGGGCUACUACGUGGGUUCCGAUAACUUUCUGGACAAUCGCUUCGAACGGGCACCGGGAAUCCGGAUUGCGGACAAAAUAGCGGAAAACUGUGCCGAUGCAUGCGUGGCCGUGAUUGACAACACGGCCGUUACGAUUAACAUGCAGUUCCCGGCGUUGCGCAUGUGGCAACAUCGGGAUAACCGUUGGGUAAAGGCGAGAUGUCUGGUGGACAACGAGCGCGUGACGCUCGAUGCCGUUUCCCGAUUGCUGCAGCGUGGCGCGGCCAAGGAGCUGAACGACUUUGACAACUAUCUGGACAACACGCAAAACGACUGGGACAAUGUGCAUUUGAAUGUCGAUUUGAAGCAGAUUCUAGCAAUGUAUUAGAUGCCGCGCUAGGUUUUUUGUCACCUUUACUUUACGUACCAAAUACGAGGAAAAUAUAUUAAACGGAUCCAGUUUGAA